AUGGCAAUUACAAAGAAAAUAUCAACUGAAAUUAUCGUUUUAACAAUAAAUAUAGCUAAAGGUAAAAAGCAAAAAGAGAAUGAAACUAUGUUAUACAGAGAUAAAAUAUUGGAUAUUGUUGCAAAAUUAGUAGAAAAGAAUGAUAAUCCAUGUGCAGUAUAUGUUAUCGAAGGAUUCAAUGAUAAUGCAAUUUUCAGUAAAUUGUUAACAGAGGCAGAAGUUAUUUGCGAAUUAGAAAAGAUUUUUAAUGAUGAAAAAAUUGGUAGCAAAAUUAACAUUACAAACGCAAUUGAAUCAUUUCGUAAAAUUCCAUGGUCAUCGCAAAUUCCAAACAUAAUUUUUAUUCCAGAUAUGGCCAUGUACAGAAACCGGAAAUUAUACAAGAAUGAUAUAAGAUCAGUGAAAAAUUUACUGAAACAAAUGGUAAUGGAGAAUCCACGUAGUGCACCUCGUAUUGUUAUCGGUAAUCCUGAACAUUUCCAGAAUAUUAGUGAUAUCGUAAGCGUGUAUUCCACAAAUAUGAAUGUUGAUAAAUUAACUAAGGCUAUUCUAUUGGCAUUACAAACUAAAGAAUUUACGACAUCAGAAGAUUUGUUCAUUUCAACUAACGGAUAUGCAAUAACACCAUCCGAUACAUUAGAAACUCCUUCUACAGUAUCCUGGAUUACAACUACCACUUACGAUGAGAUAGAAGUGGAAAAUAUUGGAUCAACUACAACUUCAUACGAUCCCUCAAUGAUAGUAACUAAACCUGUAGGAUGUGAAUCAUCCAGAAUACUUGUAAAUUUUCCAACAGCAGAAUCUGAAGCAGUUAAUUCUACGCCAGCGAUAAUUGCUAUGGAUAAUCAAUUAUCGGAUACAAUUUCAAGAUCAGAAAGUGCAAAAAGAUCAUUAAUUUCGCCAACUUUAACUACAACAUUAUCAUAUCAAUUAUCAGCAAAAACUGAUGAUUCUAUAAUGGAUCAGGAGACUACCUUACCUUUCACUUUUAUUCUACCACCUUAUUCAACAUUAACAGAUGAAACCGUAUCAUUAUUAACUUUAUCUGAUAAAAAUCCUCAAAAUCUAUUCCAACAAUCAAUGUCACAUAUUUCAAUAGCAGAAAAAACUGUAACUGAUUAUUCCACAUAUUCUACAGAAAUGUCACAAUCUCAAUCAUUGCAAUCGUUAGUAUUAUCAACAACAACUGAUGAAUCUGAUGUUGAUAAUGGUUUAAUGACAUUAAUUAGCCAUCCAUUAACCGUUAACCUUGCUUCUCCUACUACUGAAUAUCCUCCAAUAAUUGCCGAAUAUCCAGAUAUAUUGAGCAUAAAAAAUAAGGGAUUAAAAGAGAUGUCGAUAGAAUCAACGACGAUUACUAACAAUCCUAAAACAACCUUCUUAUCAUCAUCAUCAUCACCAUCACUAUCAUCAUCAUCAUCAUCAUCAUCAACAUCAAUACAAUCUGAUGAUAUGUUUUCUCAAAAGUUCAUACACAUCAAUUCAACUUCUUUUUCACUACCAUUUAUCAUCAGCAAUUCAUCAUCAAUGAUGAAAGAAAUGAACGAAAUAUUCGUCACGGGAACUAAUUUAUCAGAUGAUGAUGAGGAACGAUUAUCAUCACUAUCAAAUGCAGUUAUUUCAGCACAACAAAAAUUCCCCUUCCUAUUCAUUACUAGCAAACCAGAAAGUGAGAAAUCGAUUACGAAAGUGACAAUUGAACCGGAAUAUUUGUCAACUAAUGUUACGAAUAUUUCACCAAGAUUGUAUCAGCUAGAAAAUGAUACAGAAUUACAGUUAACUUCACAACAAACAAACAAUGAAUCAUCAUUUAUAUCAUCGAAAAAAAUUGAUAUUAAACUUUCUGAUUCACAUUCUGAACUUUUUAAUCGAUCAAUUAAUAUAACGAAUGAAGAAAAUUCUACAGAACUUCUUUCUCAUCAAUCAAUUUCACGUGAAUCAUAUUACGCUUAUCCACGUAAUUCACAUUCAGUGUCACAUCAUUUUUUACCCAAAGAUUCAGAAUUUACACCAUCAAUUGCUAUAUUUAGUGAUAAUAAUUCUCCAAUGAUAACAUUAAUGACAACAAAAGCAAACUUUUCUAAUGAUAUCGAGAGAAAUAAAUGA
Messenger RNA from Loa loa (African eye worm), 2106 nucleotides. RefSeq lists its product as hypothetical. The coding region runs from base 1 to 2106 and encodes 701 amino acids. The record is from RefSeq and is a predicted model, not a curated record. Lineage: Eukaryota; Metazoa; Nematoda; Chromadorea; Rhabditida; Onchocercidae. The transcript is spliced from 5 exons.